Molecule: messenger RNA, 852 nt
Organism: Camellia sinensis
Lineage: Eukaryota; Viridiplantae; Streptophyta; Magnoliopsida; Ericales; Theaceae
Source: RefSeq, a predicted model, not a curated record
AUGGGGAGAUUUUCAGUUCGGUCGACUUAUCAUUUACAAAUGAUUCGGUCUAGGAUUGGGACAUAUCCGGAAUCGUCCAAUAUAGGAGAAGCCAAACGGCGGUUUUGGAAAGGGGUUUGGCAUUUAAAAAUUUCGAAUAAGAUCAAGGCCUUUGCAUGGAAGGCAUGUUUGAAUAUUAUCCCAACGCGGGACCGGUUAUGGCAACGUCGCGUGCCUGUUGAACUUGGGUGCGACUGCUGUGACGCAGCUGUGGAGACUUUAGUGCACUGUGUUAAGGAAUGUGAAGUGGCUCAACAAGUAUGGGCUGCUAGUCCUAUGGCUUUCGUUACUGAUGUUGGGGUGGGCUAUGAUUUUUAUCAGUGGGUGAUUGAGAUUGAGAAACAAGUUGAUGAAGCAGGAUUGGGGUUGUUCUUUGCGCUGUGUUGGGGAUUAUGGCCACCGUCAGUGGGUGUGGUCAAGAUUAAUUUCGAUGCGGCAACCUUUGCUGAUUUGGAGGCCGUUGGGGUGGGUGUGAUUGUUCGGGAGUCUCACGGAAAAGUUAUUGCAGCCAUGUCGGAAAGACUUCCACAUUGGGUUGAUGCGGAUUGUGCUGAAGCUCUAGCAGCAGCAAGUGCGAUUGCAUUUGGAGCAGAAUUGGGCCUGAGUCAUAUUCAUUUAGAGGGGGACUCGUUAUCCAUUAUUAAAGCCUUCCGCUGUGAGGAUCAAGUGCUUUCCUGUUAUGGCCAUAUUCUCCAAGGUGCUGUGUGUACAAGCCGCUGCUUCACCAGUUUUUGUUGUUCGCAUGUGUUGCGCGGUGGGAAUAAAGCUACUCAUGAGCUGGCUCGUCUGGCGGGGCAUAUGCUCGGUAAAUGA